Messenger RNA from Anolis sagrei ordinatus, 665 nucleotides. Lineage: Eukaryota; Metazoa; Chordata; Lepidosauria; Squamata; Anolidae. The record is from RefSeq and is a predicted model, not a curated record.
UUUGCACAUGUGUUGUACACAAGCGUUGCCAUCACCUUAUUGUCACAGCUUGCACAUGCCAGAACAAUAGCAACAAGUUGGAUACAAAGAUUUCUGAGCAGAGAUUUGGCAUCAACAUCCCACACAAGUUCCGAAUCCACAACUACAAAGUGCCCACUUUCUGUGACCACUGUGGCUCUUUGCUUUGGGGCAUCAUGCGGCAAGGUCUGCAGUGUAAAAUAUGCAAAAUAAAUGUCCAUAUACGAUGUGAAGCCAACGUUGCACCCAAUUGCGGGGUGAACGCUGCAGAACUGGCCAAGACGUUAGCAUGCAUGGGGCUGCAACCAGGAAAUAUAUCUCCAAAUGGGAAAUUGGUCUCCAAGUCAACCCUGAGGCGCCAGAAAAAAGAGAGCAUGAAGGAUCGCAAUGGUGUACCUGAGGUUUCGGCGAGCAAGCUCAAGAUUGAGGACUUAAUAUUUAUCAGAGUUCUGGGAAAAGGCAGUUUUGGAAAGGUGAUGUUGGCCAAAACAAAAGGGACAGGAUAUCUCUAUGCCAUCAAAGUGCUGAAAAAAGAUGUGAUUCUCCAGGAUGACGAUGUGGAGUGCACCCUGACCGAGAAACGGAUCCUGACCCUGGCGAGGAACCAUCCAUUUCUCACCCAGCUUUUCUGCUGCUUCCAGACACCU